Messenger RNA from Scomber scombrus (Atlantic mackerel), 1135 nucleotides. RefSeq names its product succinate dehydrogenase complex assembly factor 4 (gene sdhaf4). Lineage: Eukaryota; Metazoa; Chordata; Actinopteri; Scombriformes; Scombridae. Gene Ontology annotation, biological process: mitochondrial respiratory chain complex II assembly. The record is from RefSeq and is a predicted model, not a curated record. The transcript is spliced from 3 exons. Gene Ontology annotation, cellular component: mitochondrion. Bases 54 to 353 code for a protein of 99 amino acids.
GCUUGACAAACAAUCAACAUCAUUGUGUAAGUGUUCUCUUCAAACCAGCAGAUAUGUCUGUGCUGCGGGUCUUCGCCUCAGCCAACAAACAUGUAGUUUCAAAGAGUUUGACUGAAUCUGUGCGCACAGGAGUUUUCCGAGCAGCCAGCGGAGCAGCGGAGGACCGACAGCCACUGAAGAAAGCUCAAACCCCGCAGGGUCGAUUCGACAACACUGAGGACAAGAGCAAAGAUAUUCUGCAGAAGUUCCCUGAUGAUGUGAACCCUGUGACAAAGGAGAAAGGGGGGCCCCGGGGUCCAGAGCCAACACGCUACGGAGACUGGGAGAGAAAGGGCCGCUGUGUGGACUUCUAAUUAACUACCUGUACAUGUUAACGCCUUGAUUGUUUUUGCUGUUAACUGAAAAGUAAGGGUGGAAGUGAGAAUGAGGGAAAAGGACAAACUGUUUUUGUGACUAACUGUGUAUGUACUCACAGGUAACAACAAGAAUUAGAAUUUUCAAUAUUUCAGCCAGUUUCGGCAAAAGAAACUACUUUUACACAAGUGUGUAUUAAUCCAUUCACUCUUCCCGGCUGUCUCAGGACUCAGCAUCCUCCACCCAGACUGGACUGUAAACCAUUUUUCUAACACCACAUAGGAAUACUGAAUUCAUGUCAUGCUCAAAAACAAAAGAUCAACAUAAACCACUGAUAUUUUGCACAUUGCUGAUUUAUUUAUUUAUUUUCAAGUGACAGUGAGUCAUGGUUCUGAGUGUUAGUCCUGUACGCUUGGCCACAGAUAUGAAUAUUAAUAUAAACAUAAGAGAUGAUCACUCAGUGUACAAAUCCUGUAUGUUGAUUUAUUUCAUAUUUCAGUAGAUUUGUGGUAACUAGUACAAUUUACUAUUAUACCUCAUUGUAGUAGCAAUAUUGAUAUUACUGGUAUUAGUGAAAUGAUUUGCUACAAGAUCCAUGAUAUGGUGAUGCUAUUUAAAAAGGUGUAUAAGCACAUUUUACUUAGUCUGCUAGAGGGGAGUAAAGAGCCACACCAGCUUCCUCCUGUUAAACAUUGAACUCAGCUGUAUGUUAUGUUGCCUUCAGAUUCCAGCAGCAUUAUUGUCAUCAUGAAUUUUCACCUCAUAAUAUAAAAUAAAUGAA